AUGUCCUCAGCAGCCAGAAUCGUCACCCUCCGGCGUCUCGAGAUAAUUGCCUUCCCACCAGCCUUGAUCCUCCUCAUCGCCCACGGGAUAGCAUCCGAGCGAGCCUUCCCGGCCUUGGGUCUCCUCCCACUCGCCGCCUCGGCCCUCCUUGGCCUCUUUGUCCUCAACCGCGAUGCCGUCGCAGCUCUCGGCUCACCGAUCCAAGCCCUCUCCGAAUCCAAUAUCUUCUGGGCCGACUGCCUCCUCGCGGUCUUCCACCUCUCGUUCCUGAUCCCGAGUUGGAUUCUCCUGACGGAUCCGUGGCACGAGCCACUCAUUGUGCUGGGAACGUAUUGCACUGUAUUCAUGAUGUUUGACUUUGUCUCCAAGACUGGCUUCUUCUCGUCUACCGUUUCCGAGUAUACACCACUUAGCGAUGGCGAUGAGCCACAAAUGGAAGCUCGGGAUCUUGAGGAGGGUAGCGGGUCUCGGCGCCUUUGA
Messenger RNA from Colletotrichum tamarilloi, 480 nucleotides. RefSeq lists its product as uncharacterized. The record is from RefSeq and is a predicted model, not a curated record. Lineage: Eukaryota; Fungi; Ascomycota; Sordariomycetes; Glomerellales; Glomerellaceae. The transcript has 2 exons. The coding region runs from base 1 to 480 and encodes 159 amino acids.